AUGUCGACUUGGUUCAAAUCCUCCAAGACUGGCAACGCGACAUCGGGUACCAAGACAGCAGAGGACCCGCCCAGGCGCACUCCAACAGACUCAUCCUAUUACGACUGCCAUGGCGUUGUAAACCAUGUGAAGGAUCCAAACGCCCGAUCGUGGCACUAUGCCAGAGACGUCAGGGCGCAGGUUCAGGCUGCGGGCCCCCCUGCUUCUUCACCAGCGAAGGGCAGAUAUCCCUCUGACUACUGGAACCACGGGAAUGAAGUCCCCAACCUGUCCGUGCCCAAACCAUAUAUGCAUGUGCCAAUCAACCCAGGACAAACCAAACCUUUCCAGCGGCCGACUCCAUCAGGGGCACACCGUGCGGUGUACAACGACAACGAUCGGGCCAAGGUGGAUGUGAUAUAUCACGAUCCUAACAAACCAAUACCGGCUGGCUCCAAGUUCCGUCCAUUCUCCAAGGCCGACUAUGUUCCAAAGGCCUCGACAGCAGCGGCAACGCACCAACCCGCACGUCGUUGA
This is a messenger RNA of Aspergillus puulaauensis, 516 nucleotides long. RefSeq lists its product as uncharacterized. The coding region runs from base 1 to 516 and encodes 171 amino acids. The transcript has 2 exons. The record is from RefSeq and is a predicted model, not a curated record. Lineage: Eukaryota; Fungi; Ascomycota; Eurotiomycetes; Eurotiales; Aspergillaceae. Gene Ontology annotation, molecular function: RNA binding; RNA nuclease activity.